GAAUGAGAAUACGGACAAAAGACAAUUUCUGCUUGGAGCCUCUAUUUGGGAUUAUUGCUCACGUAGGUCAUUUGCGUUGGCCUGACCAUUCCGUACGCACUGACCACUCAGUUGUGGUGCACGUUUUUUUUUCAAGCGCUUUCCAAAACGUCGGACUUUGUCCUGUCCUGCCCUCUGUAAUUUGCAUUACUCAGGUGAUUUCUCACAGUGACGAAUUCCUCCGGUGACCCGGAUAGCUAGCUGGCCGCUCGGAUGUUGCACGCGGAAAGCUGUUGCAUAACACGCGUGUACGGUGCACACUCGGAGACAGCGGCUUCCCGGGGGGCUGCGCUGCACUCUCCGUGAAUCUGCGUCAGAACCUCAACUGCCAGGGUUCGCUACGAGGAGCGCGUCGUCCAGUGACGGAGAAGGCCAUCCAGCAUCGGAGCGAGGCGACGGCUCAUUGAAGAACACGGCGGGCGGAGGGAUGGAAUUCCCUGUGGAUUUCUUGGGACCUUUGCGUCAUGAAGACCUUGAGCGUUCAGCCAAAAGAUACACAUCUGGCCUCCUGCACAGUGAUCCAGACAAUCUGGAUUAUUUCAUUUUGCCCACUGGAACAACGGUUCCUCUCAGCCUUGCAACAGUUGGCAGUGUUCCACUGUAUGGAGUAGACGCCACACACAAAGUUCUAGGACUGUUUAUACCUGAGGAACAGUCUACAGCCGUUGCCCUCUUCCUGGGUGAUCAGUGGUGGGCUGUGCAGGACAUCCUUAAAACCUCUGAUUCCACUCGAGACGGACUAUUAAAGGUAGAAUCCCUUGGAGAGAAGAUUGUUCUUUAUGUUCUGAAUCGCAUUGUUUACCGAGUCCAAGAGAGGAGUCCCACAGAGGUGCCCUUUCUUUGCCACAGUGAAUCUGAUUUUGCCAAAAUUCUCUGGCAACGUGGAGAAGCCAUUGGAUUUUAUUCUGUCAAACCCACAGGGACCCCAUGCUAUAAAUAUUUGACACAGUGCUACCAACUCCCUGUGAUGAAUUCCAUAUUUCUAAAGAAGCAACACCGUGGCAAAGGAUAUGGCCUUCAAAUUCUGGAAGAUUUUGUUGACUCUUUCCCUGGGAAUGCCUUGGGUCUGCGAUAUCCACUUUCACCAGCUAUGUACAAAGUAUGCAAGCAUUACUUUGACAAAUAUCCAGGAGACCAGGAUCUUUUGUGGGAAGUUGAAGGAGCUGGAAGCCUUUUUCAGAGGGUCAGCAUAGCCAAAAAAAUAGAAUCCGGUGUUUUAAAAGCCUUAGAUGAUCCAUUGCCCCAGGCAUCAACUAAGACAGAAACAGUACUUGUUUUGGAAGAUGACAUGGAAGUAGAUGCUGAGCAGCACUUCAGUAAAACAACAGAAAAGGCAAUAAUGGAGCAAGAACAAACAGACAUAGAAAAAACAGAUGAGGAGGCCAAACCUGAGGACAUACCCGUUUCUAGACGUACAAGGAGCAAUCAGUAUAGGCGUAAAAAACUGAGAGAAGUGGUGCCAGAAGAGGACGAGGAGAUUCCUGAAAUAACUGUACACCAUUCACCAGUUUUAAAUGCUAUAAGCAGGUCAGAGGUUGAAAUUAGGGAAGAUACAACUGAAAUCCCCAGAUUGGAAGAUGUACCUCAAAUAAACGAAAGUGAACUUGAACACGAGGAAUCACAGGUUGAGGAUCAUGAACAGAAUCAAAGCAUGGAACCAGAGGUAUUUAAAAAUUCUGACAUGGAACCAGUUAAUGGUGAACUGACAGAUGACUUGACCCAGACGUCUCUGGUGGCUGAGAGACCAGCUAUUGAAGUAUCACAUACAGUGUCAAAUAUUCAAUCUGAUACUAGUCUCACAGAUAUUGCUGUUGCUCUUGACAAAGAGACUGCUAAUGUGCUGCUGGAAGAUGAUGCAGAAGAAAAGGUGUGCAGCUAUAGUUUUCCUCUGGGGUUUACAGGUACUGCUGAAACUGAAGAGAUACAGGACUCUGACAAUCUGGUUGCACUUGGAGAAGAAUCAUUAACUGUUGUUGAAAAUGAAAUACAUGGAACUGUUGAACAUGCCCCUCCACAAAGCUCUGCUGAUGUUGCAUCAGAACCCUGUGGCAAAUCCACUGAGGAACAGCUUAUGAACUUGAUGGAUAAAUCUGAACCUGCAGAUGCUGCAGAAACUAUACCUUCUACAGAGACAAAACCUAACAGUAAGCCAAGCUUAAUUAGAGUUGACUUGCAAUCCAGUGAUACAGAACAAGAAUUAAUUCAGGACCUCAGUCAAAAUACCUUGUUGUUGGUAGAGAUAAAAGAUGUGUCAUUUCAGCCAUUGCUGGAAGAAGAGAAGAGCCAACCAGAAGAAUCUGCUGAGGAGCAAGAUGAGUUACCCCUUCAGGAAAUGGAGUUGCCCACAAAGAAAAAAACUAUUGAGAGUAGCUCAGAAGAAGCUGAAAUUGAGCCUCCUGUUGUAGACCGGAGAAAUUUAAGGAGAAAAUCUAAAGUGGGCCGAGGUCCAGCUAAAAAAAGAGGCAAGAUCGCCUCCUAAAUAAAAUCCAUAAGAAGCUGAAACAAGAAAUAGUAACAUACUUACGGCAAAAUUUGCCAGAGAUAUUUUUUGUUAUUUCAUUUAUAUAACUCCAAAAUAACUUUUUUUAAAUAAAUUGAUUUUUAACUAGAUGUUUAAAAAGGGACUUUAAUGUGAAAAAGUAUUCCCUUUCAAAAAGUCAUUUUAUAUUUUGAGUAAAUCUGACAAUUGAAGUAUUUAAUAAAUCAAGGUAUUUUAAUGAGCUGUAAUUAGGUGUUAAAUAAUGGAAAUGUAUAUGUUGUAUUUGGAUAAUGUUAUGUUUUUAAUUGCAGAACCUAAACACCUUCUUUUCACAAAUAUACAUUACAGUUAAGAUAAGCAGGCGGCACUGAUUGGGAAACAGAUUUGAGCCAAGAUGAAGCUUGUCUCAGUAUUGGUGAAUUUUGUAAAUUGGAUGAAUAAGUGAGGAAUAUAAUUUUUUUUUUCUCACAGCACACGAUAUAUAUAUUCAUUUCUGGUUGUUCUUAUAUAGCAGCCUUCCCUUGAAGCAGCUUCACUAGGGUGAAUGAAGUUACAAAUAUAUAUCCAUGAAAAGACAAAAUAUCAUGCAAUAUAUUCAUACACAUAUUGUAUGUUAUAUAUCUAUGCAUAGAAUCAUUACUGUACUGUUGAAGUUAUUGUGGUCUUUUAUGUUUUUAAAGUUGAUGGUGAAAGUUAAGGUAGACUAACGAGAGGUAAGGGCAGAUAGCAGAGAAAAACAAAACAUAAGUAAUUGCCUGGAGACUGCAGAUACUCCUUAGGAAACCCAAAGUCUCGUUUUCAUUACCUCUUACAACUACUGUGCAAGCUAACAGCUGAGCAUUUGCUGAACACAUAUGAAGUCACAUAUGCUGUCAUUGUCAACCAUCAUUGCCAGGUUCCUUUCCAAAGCCAGGAGGUUUAUCUCAGAGAGAAUUUAAUGUGAAGCAUCACAUGCUAACUUGGAGGAGUGGCUGUAUAAACUGCUCCUGGUGGUACUGGUCAUUGUUAAUGUUUAGUGUAGCACUAUUCUAUCCUGGCCUCAGUGGCUGAAAAUUUUAAUGCCAAUAUUGCUUAGUUCUUGUUUUAGAAAAUUAACAAAAUGUACCGUGGACUGCAGUAUACUAAAAUGUAUUCAGGUGUUAGCUUUUUUUUCUUGAGAGUGAAAAUGUGUAGUAAUCAGUGAUGCAAAGAGUACUGGGUUAGCUAUUGGCCUCCAUUUUAUUUGUACCUCAUCAUUACAGCAGGAAAAAAUUGCAUACAACUUUUUGACUAUGUUCUGAAUUAUGUGAAAACAGUAAACAUUUUGAUAAACUUCAAAUUGUACACCAAGAUAUGAAACAGUUGGUCUAAUUAAUCUAGCAGUUGAACUAACAAUGAGCUGACCUCAAAUAAACAGUAACCAUUUGAAUCAAAAUCUAAAUCCACUGUGAAAGAGCACCGCUUUCUAACACUGGUUGACACAAAAUGAAUGGACAGAAGAUAAAGCAGUAUGAACCGGCACAGCAACAAGUCUAAUAGGAGUAUGCUGUGCAAAAAUGUUGGCCUUAAAUGUUGAUUUAAAUGUAGUAAUGAAUAAGGCAUCACUGACAUUGGCAGGUAGACAGUUCUACAGUUUGUAAACCCUUUGCCUUGCACAGUAAUUUUAUUUACCCUUGAAGUUUAAGCAGGCUUGCAUCUUAAGGUCACUGUGUGUGUAUGUUUUCAAUUAAUAUCAUUAUUGUGUUUUGUAAGGGAGGUAAAGCCAUUUGUGACUCUAUAUGUGAGAAGCAUUUUAAAAUCAGCUGUAAACUUAGAUACAGUCUCAUUUUCUGUCUCUGGUGUCAUCCUUGCUGCCCAAUUAUGAAAUAUCUGUGGGAUGGAACCAGAAUGAUUUGAACAGCCUGACAGUUAAAUAUUGCAUGCUGUCCAGAUCAGGACUAGACAGCUUUGUUUGUGUAGCUGACAUAUUUCUUAUGUAUAAUCGUCUUUAUUUUCACACUUGAGUGCAAAAAGAAUUAAUUUUUGAAGGACUGAAUUAUUUUUAUUGGCACAGUUCUUUCUUUACAUUUUUACUAAGAUUUAAACAAGCACAAAAAUGUUGAGUUAAGCCAGUCCUGUAUAUAUUACUUACUGUGCAUACCAAUCACAUUCCUAGUCAACAGUACUGAGUUUUAAACGGACAUAAGCUAUUAUUUCAUAUGGAAAUUGUUGUUGACUGCUGCACUUUACAGAAUGCUGAAAGAAAGGUAGGGAAUAAAAUUGGGAUGUAUAAACAGUUUUGUUAUUUUAUUAACUGCCAUUGCUUCUUUUGAUUAUCAGGUGGUGACAUGCAAGCAUCAGUCUGAUAGGGAGAUUUUCUGAUCCUGUAAAAGAGAAGUAUACAUAAUAAACAAGCAUUAAAAUUAUAUAAUUUUAAAACUACAAAAAGACGUGAAUCCAUACAUAGACUUUAUGAAUUAAUAAAGUAUAUAGUAGGGAUGUGUAAAUGUACUGUAUAUAGUGGAGUAUAUGUAAAGAGAGAUGUAAACACACACGUACAUGUUUAGACAAAUGAGUAAAAUCAUUUAAAGAGAAAUUGCACAGUAAACAUAAAACUAACAUAUUGAUAGGAAUUGACCUCUGUUAGAGCAGCGUGAAAUAGCUGUACAGAUUAAAAAGUUUUAUUGUUAAGAUAGUAAAACAAGAUGAAAGCACUAAGUACAUCAUGGCCAGUGCCUAUACCAUGUUGCAAAAACAUUGUAGGUUGUUCUUUCAAAGCUCCUUCUUUGGUCAUUUCAUUCCUGUGGUGAUGCAGGCGUAAUUUCAUAAACAGAAAUAAUGUGGGAUCUUGGGAGUUCCAUGGUCAGUGUCAGUGAUGCAGCAGGUGUGCUUAGACCUUUCAAAAUAAAUGUUUCUAUCACUAGAGCACCACUGUGCCAUCAUGGAAUCUGUAUUGAAAAUGAGAUACCUGUAGUUUGAAAAAAAAUGUAAAGAAGAAUAGAAGAUCAGGAUGCCACAGAGUUAGUACAGUGAAGUGAAAUAAUAAAGAAAACGGUACCAUUUUAAUGUUUUUUUCCUGCUUUGCACUGGUGUUCCCUGUUUGAAGUUUAUAAAAAUUGGCCUCAUGUUUGUGUGUACUCUGGUUUUUUAUUGUUAGGGAUUUUCUCUUCAUUAAAUAAUUAAUCGAAACCCUGGAUCAUUUGAAGGUUCCUUUAUUUAUGUCAAGGUACCAGUGGGAGCCCAGCACCAUUUACCCUAAGCAAGUUUCAGGCUGAACUAAGACAGCAUUGAAUGCGUCAGUGUUCAUGAUAUGUGGACAUCCUAUGGCACGCGAGUUAAUCAGUUUAUAACCGUUAGUUUUAAAGGUGCUUCUUUUGUUAUAUGAAUGUGUCUUGGGUAAAUGCUGUAUUUCUCCUGAUCUUGCUGAAUUCCAUAGUAUGGCCUUUGGACCGAAGAGUCUACACUUUGGCUUACAGUGAAACAUGUUAAUGUAAAACAUUACACCUUCACCUAAAGUGUGUGUUAGAUUAAUUGCCAUAUCUCAUAUUGACCGAGUGUGGUGUGUGUCCAGGAUUGGUUUCUCUCAUUUCUUCCAAUGCUGACAUGAUUACCAUCAACAGUAUGUGUGCUUGGACUGGAAAAGCAAAGUUAAAAAGUGAUGCAUAGAUAUUAUGUCAGGGUUAUUUCUGGGUUCUUGGUUAUCCAAUGUCCUUAAAUAAGUCAAUCAGAAUGUCAAUUGCUUCCUGAUAUUAUUUGAUCAAGAAUUUGAAAUAUUACUUUCCAUCCUUUUUUUAUCAGUUUUAUCAGCUGCAUUUCUUUCAGAAUAACUGAGAAUCUCUUUAAUAAAGUCCUUAUUAUUGGAGAUUAGUGUUUGCAUCAUGAAGAGUCAGGUUUUGAUCUGCUUUUAUAUUGAAAAACAAAUACAUUGUCUUCAACUUUCUCCUUUUUUAUACAAACAUAAUUCUAGACUAGAGAGUUAGACGACCAUAGACGACAGAUUGUGGCAAGAAGCGACAGUUAAGAUGUGUAAGCCAUAAUGUUAUUUGCAACUGUGUCUGGCUGGGGCUUUGUUUAAGAUGCAUUUUUUAUUAAAUAUUGAAUGUGAAAUAACUUGACUACAGGGUGUGAGCCAUGGCUUUAUUGCUGUUUAUAUACUGUAUAUGCAUAAAAUAUAUUUUUCAGAAGUGAUAUUUUUACUUUAUGUAGCAUCAUCAUCUGACAUUAUUUCACUUGGAGAGCCUAAACUGUAAAAGCUUAUAAAUUCUGUGAAACACAUACAUAAAGUAAAUGUAACCGAUAACUUAUUUAUACCACUGCAAUAUCACUUGACUUCUGAAAUAACGAUAUGUGCUCACUUUUAUUCAUUUUAAUUUAUUUUCUUGGUGCUCUGCACCAGGUUGUCAGCCUGGCUGGAGGCCGCCUUAUAGAAGGUGCAUGUUUGUAGUGCACAGCCACUGUAUACUUAGUCUACGCCUGGCUGUACUGAGGACCGUAAAUAUCUGGCACGUGUUGGCAUUAUUCUUGUUUCUAGAAAAGUUAUGAUCUUUCAGUUGGACAGAGGUGUGUUUAUAAAAUGAGUGAACAUGUCAGUGACUGGAUUGAUAUUACAAUGGUCUGCAAAAAAAUCAGAGUACUUUAUAGAUUUACGAGAACUGAGUCCAUUUCUGAAACUGGAAUUUCUCUACCAAGAAAGCAAAAUUUAUUUUUAAAAACAUGUUGUUUGUUUUAUGGCCCAUCUAUUUUUCAGGCUCUGAAUAUUAUUUGAAGUAUAAUUUGAGAUAAUAAAUAGCCGUCUUCCAAAUUGUUAAUGUUACUUGAGGUGGAAAUAACUGAAAAUCAAGUUUUUAGCAUGCAGUUUUUGCUCUUAAUCGGUAGUUUUCUUUCUCCUUAUUACUUUAAAAUACCCAGGAAAGUAUUUUUUAGAAUUUACCUUUUUAUUGUCCUGAAGAGAGAAUGUUGUUAUUUAAUAGUUUUUACUGAUCCAUCCAUUGUCUUGACCAGGUAACAUAAGUAAGGAAGAAAGGAUUAAGAUACCUCAGGCAGAAGUUUUCUUGCAUUAGCAAAAUAUAUAAAUGAAAAAAUAAAAAUAAAUGAAGGUGUCUUCGUUGGACCUCAAAUCUGAGCGCUUUUCAAGAACACAGACCUCAAAUCCAAGCUGUGGAAAAGGGAAAAAAGACAUUUGGAAUCGUGUGCUACAAUUUUCUUGGGAUCAGAAAAGUG
This is a messenger RNA of Erpetoichthys calabaricus (reedfish), 7696 nucleotides long. RefSeq names its product soluble lamin-associated protein of 75 kDa-like. NCBI's taxonomy places the organism in Eukaryota, Metazoa, Chordata, Cladistia, Polypteriformes, Polypteridae. The record is from RefSeq and is a predicted model, not a curated record. The transcript has 13 exons. Bases 467 to 2518 code for a protein of 683 amino acids.